AUGUAUCAUAUCAAGGAACCGCUAAUCACCCAGUGUCUGAGUGAUAUUCACACGAUGAACGGGCAGUCGAAUAUACCGAUUCAGGAUCAAGUCGGAAACUAUACUAACAGUUCUUAUCAGGUCCCGGUAUCAUUGCUUGGCUUCUCUGCGCUAGAUGUUGAAAAUAAUUAUCCGUCAGAUCCUGUUAUCAACCAUUCAUCAAUUUCAUACAUUCUUACGCAAAUGCCAAUGCAAACUUCACUUUCAUCUAACGACACUAACAUAAUUAAUGAGCCCACUAACCCUGGAUAUGUUGUUAUGAAAGUAGAGUGUACUCACUUAGGCAGGAUAUUAGCUGCUGACAUUGAAAAAUAUUACCAACACCUCAAUAAUUAA
This is a messenger RNA of Paraglomus brasilianum, 375 nucleotides long. The record is from the annotation of a GenBank genome assembly. NCBI's taxonomy places the organism in Eukaryota, Fungi, Glomeromycota, Glomeromycetes, Paraglomerales, Paraglomeraceae.